Molecule: messenger RNA, 2863 nt
Organism: Pseudoliparis swirei
Lineage: Eukaryota; Metazoa; Chordata; Actinopteri; Perciformes; Liparidae
Product: pyruvate dehydrogenase (acetyl-transferring) kinase isozyme 2, mitochondrial-like
Exons: 11
Coding region: 409-1653 (414 amino acids)
Biological process (GO): protein phosphorylation; regulation of glucose metabolic process
Cellular component (GO): mitochondrion
Molecular function (GO): pyruvate dehydrogenase (acetyl-transferring) kinase activity
Source: RefSeq, a predicted model, not a curated record
UGCCGUUGAGCAACAGUUGGAGCUCGCAGUGUGUGUGUGUGUGUGUGUGUGUGCGUGUGUGUGCGCGCGCGCGUGUGAACGUGACGUCAGCAGGACACAGAGUUGUACUUUUCAACCCGCGGCUGUUCUUAUCCGACGAAAAAUGACAACAACAACCCGGUCACCCUGCAUGUGCAGCGCGCGCCCGCCUUACUUGUUUACUACCUUCAGAGUACAGGGGGUGGGAUUCCUUCACGCGCGCUCUCCCAUUGGUCGAGCCCACAUCUCUUAAGUGACAGUCCCACGCGCCGCACGGCAGACGUUAAACGGCAGCAUCUCCCGGGACUAUAGAGAAUUUAUUUUUAUUUUUUAAAUCUCGUUUUCACAUCUCACCCGUUAGUUUGAGCUUCUUGUCGCGUUGUUUGGAGCAUGGCGGGUAAAAUGAGGCUCGUCCGGUCGCUGGUGAAGACGGCGGCGCGCGUGAACGUGCCCGAGCACGUCGACCACUUCUCCAAGUUCUCCCCCUCUCCCCUGUCCAUGAAGCAGUUCGUGGAUUUCGGCUCCACCAACGCCUGCGAGCGCACGUCGUUUGUCUUCCUGCGCCAGGAGCUUCCCGUCCGCCUGUCCAACAUCAUGAAGGAGAUCGCGGUGCUGCCGGCCCGGCUGCUGGUCACGCCCUCGGUCCGGAUGCUGCACAGCUGGUACUCCCAGAGCCUGAUGGAGAUCCUGGAGUUCCUGGACCAGAACCCCGAUGACCACAGAGUCCUCGGCACGUUCGUGGAGGUCUUGGAGUCCAUCAGGAACCGGCACAACGAGGUGGUCCCCACCAUGGCUCAGGGGGUCAUCGAGUACAAGGACGCGUUGAGCCGGCACGACCCCGUCACCGACCACAGCAUCCAGUACUUCCUGGACCGCUUCUACACCAGCCGCAUCUCCAUCCGCAUGCUCAUCAACCAGCACACUCUCGUCUUCAACGGCAACACAAACCCCGCCCACCCCAACACGAUUGGCUGCAUCGACUCCAUGUGCGACGUGUCGGAGGUUGUGCGAAAUGCCUAUGAGAGCGCUAAGCUGCUGUGUCAGCAGUAUUACCUGGGAGCACCAGAGCUGGAGCUGAGGCAGAUGAAUGCCAACAGCAGCAGAGAGCCCAUCCAGCUCUCGUACGUCCCCUCUCACCUCUACCACAUGCUCUUUGAGCUCUUCAAGAAUGCCAUGAGGGCGACCAUUGAGAACCACGAGGCCAGCAGGACCCUCCCCCCCAUCAAGGUCAUGGUGGCUCUCGGUGGAGAGGACCUGUCAAUCCAGAUGAGCGACAGAGGAGGCGGCGUUCCCUUCAGGAAGACGGAGCGUCUGUUCAGCUACAUGUACUCCACGGCGCCCAGACCCUCCAUGGGAGACAAGCACAGAGCGCCACUGGCGGGGUUUGGCUACGGUCUGCCCAUCUCUCGCCUCUACACUCGCUACUUCCAGGGAGACCUGCAGCUCUACUCCAUGGAGGGCCACGGCACCGACGCCGUCGUGUACCUGAAGGCGUUGUCCACGGACUCGGUGGAGAGGCUGCCGGUGUUCAACAAGACGACUCUGCGUCACUACCAGCUGAGUCUGGAGGCGGACGAUUGGUGCGUUCCCUCCAAGGAGCCGCUGGACCUCGCCGUGUACCGCGCCGCCAAGUGAUCGGGCCGUGACCCGCGACACGAUACUACCGCCACGAGCCCCGCGGGGAGCUGAGCGAGGACGAGACGUCCGCCAAGAGACGGGGUGGGGGGGACUAUCACCCAGGCCGGUCGGCGUGGUGACGAGACGGAGCUCCGAUCGUCUGCGAAGUCCUUGGAUUCCCGGAGCGUCGUCUUCAUCGGACCUCCCUCUCUACGUGUGCUUCAGAUGGAGGAAGAGAUUAAGAAGGUCGACUUUAAGACGGCGGAUGGUCAAAGACGCCGUGGUGGAAAUCCAGAAAGACGAGGCGAGACGGAGCGGUGACGUUAGCUAAAUAGUCGUGCUCAGCAAUUUGAGGAAAAUAUCUGGUGGUGGUCGUUACCCGACCGACAUCGGGACUGGGAUGUGGAACAUGGGAGACCUGUUUUGCUGAUUCUUUCUGAAUGAAGUUUAUUUAACGGGGUUUCUCAGCCAAUUGGGUCUUUAGGUUUGAAAGUGGCCACGUAAGUUCCCGUCCACGUUGACGGAGGAGUGUGGUUUCCUUUGUUUUUGCUUCAAGAAAUGGAACAUUCCGUCUUUUUUAUUCAAAGCUCUUGUUAAGUUAAGUAGUUAAAAAUACUUAUUUUACCUCACUCACAAUCUUUCACUAAGACAAACCAAAUACUUGUGUAGCGCAAGUAAACCUAAAAAAAACAAAGUAAAGCUACAUUGGGAAGUUUAUUUUGAAAAGAGAACGUAUGCGUGUAACAAACAGGAAGUGACGGGUCCAGGCCGACGCUUAAGGGUUACGAUGAAGAGUAAACGUACUAAGCUGGCUGCUAGGCAACUAGUCGGGGGCAAACUACGCAAACUUGUGGUGUUUUGUGCGUGUUCACAUUGACUCAGUGAGUCUUUGCUUGAAUCCCUACAGUUCCUGACGGACGCUGACUUCAGGGUCAUCCAGUCAGAGGUCGUCUGUCACUAAAGGUCAACGUGUCUCCUGGAGACGGGGACGGUUGUUCAUUAAUCUGCUUUGAUCAAAGUGUGAAAUGCACCUUUAAUCAGUUUGUUGACCUGCGGGUCCAAACUGCAGAGUGUGUUUGACUGUAUGAACGCAGCUGUGUGUUGGAAAUAAACUUAUAUCAGCGAUGUAGUAACUAUCUCUCUCUCUCUCUGUGUGUGUGUGUGUGUGUGUGUGUAGAUACGUCUGAAGUGUCUCUAUUGUAUACCUAAUAAAGUAAACUGUUUAUAA